CUCUUCAACCGGAAGCUAAUAUUUUAGUAAACAACACGUUGAAAACUAAACAGCUGGUGGUGAAAUACAGAUAGCACCAGUGGUUAACAAAAAUGGCGACCAAACAAAAUCAAAGAUCCGCAGAACAAAACAUCCCAAUAGACGUACAUUUCAACAAACUACUGGAUUGGCUGAUCAAUCGUCGCCACUGUACCCAGGAAUGGCACACCUCGCUCGCUGUCAUACGGCAGAAUAUCAACCAGGCGAUACAGGACAUGCCCGCCAUGGAGGAAAUCACACAACUCCUGGAGGGGACAUAUGUCAACUACUUUCACUGUGUGAAGAUUGUGGCAAUGUUGAAGGACAGUGAGUCUGGAAAGAAGAACAUGUUUGGACAGUAUUCUUCACAAAAAAUGAAGGAUUGGGUGGAAAUCAUCAGGAUGUAUGAAAAAGAUGGAGUGUAUUUAGGAGAAACAGCACAAAUGAUUGGGCGGAAUGUAAAUUACGAAAUUCCAGCAUUGAAAAAACAGAUUGCAAAGUGUCAGCAAGUCCAGAAGGAAUGUGACAAAAAAGAGGCUGAUUACGUUGCCAAGGCUGCAGAGUUACGUAAGAAAUACGACUCCAGGUGUAAGGAACUAGGAAUUGUGGGAAAGAAGAUCAAGUCUGAAUUAUCUGCCCUUGUUAAAGACCUGCCAAUGACUUUCAAUAAGAUAGCAGAUUCUUCCAAGGAUUUACAGGAGGCUGUUCAGUUUUAUGGAGACUUUGUGAAUUUUGUUAUGAACAGCCAAAAGCACCAGGAGACAUGUGUGACAAUGUUAAAAUAUGUCCAAAAUUCUGGUGACACAACAACAUACGAAUGGAGGACAGGCACCAAGCCGGAGAAGGUCGAGGAGACGCCCAUUUUGAUUGAUCUUGGCGACGAACAGGAUCAACAUGAUGCUACUGAGAAUAUUGAUUGGGACAUUGGGGCUGAUGUUGAAGCAGACAUUGAUUUCGGUGAGGAAAUUGACUUUGACAUCUCCGAAAUCACCGUGGAACAAGGAGGAACGGAGACUGAAGACCAGAACCCAAGUAACCAGUCCUUGGAGCCAGAUAGUGAUAGUAACGGUAUCGACUGGAGCGACACCGUCCUGGUCGAACAUCCAAGCAAAGGUGGGACAGAGGAGGGGGUCGCUAAGGGAGUGGACGCUCUGACCAUACUGGACAAUCCCGUCACACGCACCAAGUUUAUGGAUGACUUGAUGGAGCUGGAAGCGUUCCUGACCCAGAGAAUCUGUGAGAUGGAUGGGAAUAGAGAUUUGGACAUCAUCAGCACCAGCCAGUUCCAGAACGCUCCUUCCUCUGUACAGGUCGACAAAAACAAGGUCGUAACCAUGGCGUCGAAGGUCAAGGACAUUCUCAGUCAACUGACCUCUGUAAAAAUGCACCACUUACUUCUGAUAAGGAAUUCACCAAGGUAUGUGGACCGCCUGAGAGACUCCCUCAAACAGACACUGUCCCUGGCUGACAAGAUGGUGUUCUACGAGAAGGAGAUGAUUGUGAAGAAGAAAGAGGUCUUGGAGGAACAGAGGCAGAUGGAGCCCAAACUUGAUGUGAUAAUCAAGAGAACGAAGGAGAUGCAGAGUCAGAUGGAAGGAGAAAUAUCCAUAAAAUACAAGGAUAGACCAGUCAACAUCAUGGGGGAAAUCAACAUGAUAUGAAAAUAUUAAAAUAUGAUUAAUAAUACAGACGAUCCUCUGAUAUUUGGACUCUCUUUUUCUAUAUAAUUAAGCCAGGACCCUCCCAGUAAGUUGGUAAGGUUGUGGGGAAAUAAUAGAAUGUUCCUUCCCUCGGCCAAUGAACGUUUGGAUUUUUGGGAGAUGGCACAAGAUAAACUUAUCAGGAAAUAUGAACCAAUGGUCAGUUUUGGAAAGGAGGAGUAGGGAGCCGUUCUUGGAUCUUCUGAUGUAGAAAGUUUAAGAAAGGAGGAGAGGGGGAACCCUUCUUGGAUCUCCUUGGAUAAUUGACCAAUAUGUGUAAAAGGUAAAACAAAGGUGUGUGUCUGUUUACUUCACUCUUUAAUAAUUUUGUUAAUAGAUGUAUAUCUUAAGUCCAUUGCUACUCAUAAGUACUUCCUAGACUUUCAGGAUUGUGUAGGACACAGCAAUCCCUCCCAAGGGUUUUCUUAAUUGGGUAAAACCCGAGGUUUGUUAAAAAUUUCACUCCAAUUUGAAUAUCUUCGGGUCGGAUUUCCCUAUUCUGCACCUCUCGGCCUCAUAGAGUACAAACUAAGAAAACAUCGCAAUUUCUGCAUCGUAGCAUCAGAAGGUUCUGUAUAUCGUGGCAUCGUAUCAUUGUUGUGCCAUUGUGACGUAUGAUAGAAAUAUCUUGCACUUCUUUCUGGCCCUGGACAGUUCUGUCAUAUACACAGGAAUGAGGGGAAAGUAACAUAAAUUGUUAAUCAUUAAUCUGGAAAAUUAGUUUCCCAGAAUUUCUCACAUUACACCAGAAACUGAUAUCUGUAUAUCUUUGUUAAUGAAAGUUUGAUGCAGAUAUGAUGCUAAUCUCAAGAUAUUAAAUAUUACAUAUAUUGAAAACUGUCGAAACUGUUGCUGAUAUGCAAGAAAAACAGUUAUCAAUCAUUGACCAUUUAGUAUGAAUCACUUAAGAUUGUCUGAAUCAUUGUUCUCAUUCUUAUUAUAAUUCACACAUUUAUAACCUUAGUGGGGUUCAGAGAAAGAGGCUAUACAAAGUUAACAAGUUUAUGGUUGAUGAAAUAUGAAAUUACAUGAAAAUGAUCUUUUUCUAUAAGAGUUAGGUGUGAAAUUAUGUAUGAUUCUGGAAAGGGUAGAUAGACUUAUUAAUUUGAGGACCUGUGUAAAAUACUGGUAUGUAUGUGGUGGACGUGGUGUAAAGUACAAGUGUUUUGGUGAGUAUUUGUGCGUGUGUGAAUGUAAGUGUUAGUAUGUGCAUUAUAGAUCACAUGUGGAUGGCAGGUUUGAGUCAGAUACAUGUGUGUUCAUGUGAUGGUAUUGAUUUAUUAAAAACUUUAAUGCACACAAUGUAGAAUAAUAUAUUUAUUUGAAAUAAUACGGACCUGUAUUGUAGGUAUGGAAUUGUGUAUCAAAGGUAUAAAAUGUUUCAUUUUGCAAACAUUUAUGUAAGACCUUUAUUUAUUUGACUUAGAGCUUCAUCUAUUUUGUUAAUUUUUAGGAGUUAGUUAGAAUUAUUAAUGUACAGACUGAUAUUCCCUGAUGCAGUGUCCCUGCAACAACAGAAACUAUAUAAGGUAGGGAGUAUUGUAAUUUAAUCCGUACAUUAUUUACUCAUGUCCCUAGUUACGUUACAUAAGGAGAUCCGACAAUAUACAAUGUACAUGUUAACGUUGCUAAUAAAGACAAUGAUAACAUCUCA
Messenger RNA from Mizuhopecten yessoensis (Yesso scallop), 3372 nucleotides. RefSeq names its product CDK5 regulatory subunit-associated protein 3-like. The coding region runs from base 93 to 1679 and encodes 528 amino acids. The record is from RefSeq and is a predicted model, not a curated record. Gene Ontology annotation, cellular component: endomembrane system. Gene Ontology annotation, biological process: regulation of cyclin-dependent protein serine/threonine kinase activity; regulation of mitotic cell cycle. Lineage: Eukaryota; Metazoa; Mollusca; Bivalvia; Pectinida; Pectinidae. The transcript is spliced from 15 exons.